This is a messenger RNA of Vigna umbellata (rice bean), 1655 nucleotides long. The record is from RefSeq and is a predicted model, not a curated record. Lineage: Eukaryota; Viridiplantae; Streptophyta; Magnoliopsida; Fabales; Fabaceae.
AACUAAUAGACUAUUGGGACAAGAGAGACACAAUUCUGAUAAUUUUGACCCGUCACCCUCGACAAAAAAAUGUGUGGAUAUAUAUUAAGCCAUAGACUAAUAAUAAUAAUAAUCAUAAUCUUGAGCCUUUGAUUAACCUAAUAUUUUUCCUUUCAUCCAUAUUAUUUGGGUCAGCUGACACAUGCUCAUCAUCAAUUUCAAAAUUCAAUCAUUACAACCCAACUGUCAAAGUCUCGUAAUUAUAAGAACCGUCUCCCAAACUCACUCUCAACCUAAAUCCCAAACAAAAAUGGCGGAAAAAGAAGCCAUUGAAGAAGCUCAUAGCAAGCUUCGAUUCAAGCUCCUUCGAGAAAUUCGUUGGAGUAAUAGACGAGAAUGUGAAUUUCCUCCCAAGGUUCGUCAUUACAGGAAAGUGGUGUCUCCUUAUUAUGAAAACUCUCCUCCGACGAAGGAAGAGAUGGAGAUAAUGGAAUCGUGUCCGAAGGUGGACAGAGAGAACCUUGAAGAGUUGCUUCAGGAGGAGAACUUCUACUUGGUUAUGAACUGGAACCGAGGUAGUGAAUCUGGUGAUGAGGAGGAAUUCGCCGACGCUCCUGAUUUUGUGGAAAUUAGAUCCAGAAGAAGGAUACCAUGGGUGCCGGUGUUAAUUUAUAAACCAAAGGAAAGCGAUAACCAUAAGAAAAGGCCAGCGGUUGUUUUUCUUCACGAUAUGAAUAAAAACAAAGAGUUCUUCCGUCCAUUGCUUAAGGCGUAUGCUUCGCGGGGAUAUAUAACCGUUGCGGUGGAUGCAUGUUACCAUGGAGAACGUGCCACGUACACACACGCCUAUAGAGAUGCACUUACUUAUGCGUGGAGUUCUGUUGACACGUCGCCAUUCAUAUAUGAACCGCAGGUUUGCGACUUGAUGAGAUUGGCAGAUUAUCUAACAGAAAGAGAGGAUAUAGAUCCUUCUAGAAUAGGAAUCACCGGAAUAUCACUUGGAGGAAUUCAUGCAUGGUUUGCAGCAGUUGCUGAUACUCGCUAUUCUGUGGUUGUUCCUCUGAUUGCUGUUCGGGGAUUUCAAUGGGCCAUAGACAACGAUAAAUGGAAGGGUCAAGUUGAUAGUAUGGAGAUUUUGUUUGAAGUGGGUCGUCAUAAUUUGUGUAAAGAUCGUAUGGACAAAGAAGUAGUGGAGAAGGUCAGCCGAGUUUGUUUGCAAUCAAUUCCAAUUUCUUUAUGCUUUGAUUUAUUGGUAUUUGAUCAUGUUUCUCCUUGUUUAACUUCGGAAUUUGAUGCGCCCUAUUCAAUUCCAGCUAUAGCACCACGUCCAUUGCUUAUUAUCAAUGGUGCGGAAGAUCCACAGUGUCCCGUUGCAGGCUUGGAAGUUACAAGGUCAAAGGCUAUUCAGGCAUACCAAGCUUUUCAGUGUGUAGAUAAUUUUAAGUUUAUUGCAGAAGCUGGAGUUGGACACCAAUUAACCAGACUGCAAGUGAAGGAGUCAGCUGAUUGGUUUGAUAGGUUUUUAAAGCCUUAGUUGACGUGUUCGCAUGUAUAAACCAGCUUGCUUACUCCAUUGUCUUUGUUGUGAUUGUAUGUCAUUACAUAUCUUUUUAAUUUUAUAUUUUGUGAUGAUACUUUUUAUCUUAAAUAAAAUCAUGAAUCAAUUAAGCUUUUAA